Molecule: messenger RNA, 1077 nt
Organism: Rana temporaria (common frog)
Lineage: Eukaryota; Metazoa; Chordata; Amphibia; Anura; Ranidae
Product: probable N-acetyltransferase CML1
Exons: 2
Coding region: 256-927 (223 amino acids)
Molecular function (GO): N-acetyltransferase activity
Source: RefSeq, a predicted model, not a curated record
CAGAGUUAUUAGUUAAUUAUUAUCUGAGAGCCCAAAUCCUGGCAAACUUAUCGGAAUAGUAAAUAAUUCAGAGGGGUUGAAUUACAGUAUGUCAGAGGAAAAUAGGACAGACAGGGUCUAGUCCGUGGGACUGCCGUCCACCCUGUGUCGGACUAACAUCACUUUUUUCCUGAAAGCCUCAAUUUAAAUUUUCUACUCCCAAGAAGAAGAAGAAGAUACCAAAAGGACGGGAUCAAAACGCUACACAGGGACGCAAUGUCAACACUUACUGUACGACAGUACAAGCACUCUGAUUUUUCAGCAGUCAAAAAACUCUUCAUCGAAGGAUGUCAUGAACACGCGUCCACUACCUUCUACCAAGCUUUGAGGCUACAUCAGAACUGGCUCCUCAUGAUUCUUGGAUUUCUGCUCCCUCUGGUCACUGUUGGCUCCAUCCUUCUGGCCAUCUUGGAUGUGGUUGUUGUAUUGGUUGUGCUUUGGCUGUGUGGAAGAAAGUUCUUCUAUGGCUAUGCCACACACGCUUUGGCGGACGACAUGAAAGACAUCCCCAAAUAUUAUCUCCAGCGGGAAGGGUACAAUUACUGGGUGGUAGAAUCUGAUGGGGAGUUUGUGGGGAUGGUGGCAGCUAUUCCCUCGUAUCUACCCGGAGGAGAGAAAAACACAGAGCUCAAAAGAAUGUUUGUGGACCAAAGCCACCGGGGCAAAGGGAUUGCUAAAGUCUUGUGCAGGACAGUCAUUGAAUUUGCCCGUAAGAAAGGGUGCAAGGCAGUGAUCCUGUCCACCACAACGGUACAAACCUCCGCCACAAAUUUGUACAGGUCGGUGGGGUUUAGGUGUACACACACCAGCUACAUGACCGGGUUCACACAAAGACUCAUUAGGCUGCAAUGGAUAUAUUUUAGAUAUGACGUCAACAAUAGCAAAUAAAAAUGUUUCUUGAUCAAGAGUCUUUAUUGCAUCAGUUUAUUAAAAUGCUUAACCUGACAGAUGUAAUGUGUAGUAAAGAAAGAUGAAUUGUUAAAAAGCAAAAUAGGUGAGCAAAAAAGGUAAUUUAUUCCAUAUCAAAAAAAUCUGGUC